AUGGUUCUUAAAAUAGGCUGGUCGGACUAUGACUUUAAGGUGACCAUAGCUGGAUUCAGCCUCAACGCUGAGUGCUCUAGACUGAAGGGCAAGAUCUACCCCACAAAGGACUUCCCAGCUGCCCAUAUGCUCAUUGAUUUUCCUUCUGUUUUCGCCGCUCCCUAUGGAGUGAUCGAUACUGACUACGACAGCUAUUCCUGCAUUGACACAGACAAGUACAAGUCCGAGUUCGGCUCCGUGUUCUCCCGUACUCCACAGAAUGCCGGUUCAGCGAUUGACAGGUGUGCCUCCGUAUUCCGCAGGAACGGCGUCGACUUCUCCCUUUUCAUUAUAGUUCCUCAUACAGCCGAAUGUGUUUACAGUGCAUAG
Penaeus chinensis is the source of this 369-nucleotide messenger RNA. Its product is annotated as crustacyanin-A2 subunit-like. NCBI's taxonomy places the organism in Eukaryota, Metazoa, Arthropoda, Malacostraca, Decapoda, Penaeidae. The transcript has 3 exons. The coding region runs from base 1 to 369 and encodes 122 amino acids. The record is from RefSeq and is a predicted model, not a curated record.